Molecule: messenger RNA, 312 nt
Organism: Blepharisma stoltei
Lineage: Eukaryota; Ciliophora; Heterotrichea; Heterotrichida; Blepharismidae
Source: the annotation of a GenBank genome assembly
AUGGAUAGUGACCCAUUAACGAGGCUGAAAAAUAAAUUGGAUUCAAUGAGAAGAGAAAGAGAUUCUCUAAAUGGAGUGAUACUUCAAGAAAGGGCGAGAAAUAGUCAGCUAGAAGCUGAACUUGCAAGAUUAAGAAAUGAGUUUCUCAGAUCAAAGGCUGAAUUAGACGAAAAAGAAGCAACACUCCAGCGAUUUAACGAAACUAUUAGGGAAAGUGAAAAUGCUUAUGCAAAGCUAUUAACAAAUACUGAUAAACUUCUUACCGCACUAGAGCAUGAGUCCAGCAAUUUAUCAAGGAAAUUUAAACAAUAA